AUGAAGGAGGUGGAAAUUAUGAACGAGCUUCAAGGGCUCAAUGGGUUUGACUCACCUCUACAGACUCUCCAGAAAUUUCCACCAAACGUUCACUGGUUCUGUCCAAAGCAAAACGACGAUGAUUAUGUCGAUUACAGCAAUCUAGACGAGACCGAAGACGAAGUUACACCAGAAAAAAAACAGGAGCUGAUACGGGAUUCAAAGGACCGGCACAAAGUUGCAUACAAGUGCUCACUUGUCCUUGGCUUAGCUCCAGAACAGGCUGGACGAAUGCUUGAAGAAUAUAAACAGCAACUUAACCAUCUUUUGAGUCGUUGUGAUAAGUGUGUUUAUAAUUGGCAUUUUGGUAGAAGAGCAUUCCUGAAGGAGCUAUCUGAACAAUUCGACGACGAGAUCGUUGCCGGGCUGACCCGACGGUUAAAUGCGUUCGAUUUUUGCCGGAUACACCAAGGUCUCGAGAUAGCACACAACUUACUAUCGGCAGUUAACAUCUCACAACGGACUCAGAGUUAUCUAGCAGAACAAGACCCUACUUCUCUCAUUGCAUUGUACGAAGCCAUAUGUUGUAUAGAUUUUCACAAAGAUGACAAACUCUUAUCUAAACAUUUCGAUUUUGUGUUUGCCAACAUCCAAUCUAGAAAGGUACUCCGUAUCACCGACACUUUACCUGCAAUGGCCAGAUUUCUAUUCAGUCGAGACCAAACACGCCAACAUUUUGGUCGCACUUCUUGGCGAAAAAUGACACAUUUACUCUCGAUCAGAGAUUUUGAGUGGAUUGUACAUGAUGUCCUUAUGGAGACUAUGCUUUUAGUCGCACUUCCAAGUGCGGACCUUAUCGAUAUCGAAAAUUUUUGGUCUGGAUUUUUUCUGAUGCUCCAAAAGAUGGAUGAGACCCUCAUCACACAUUCACUUAGCGGUAUGGAGAUACAGCCAAGCAUAUAUCAUCUUGCACUUCAGCAUCUUCAUUGUCAUUCAGAUGAAAUUGUCAACUCAAUUCUCAAAUCCAUACUGAUUAUGCUUAAGCUCGCGCCGAAUGCUUUCUGGUCAGCUAUGGGGACGAUAUCUCCCUUUACCGUGGCGGAGUUGAUAUUAAAAAGUCCUGGACUUGCUAAGAUACUCCAUAGCCAAAAGGCAUCGGAAAAUUUGGACGAAAGCACCGCCCUUUCAUGGAUCUCUGCUUUUCUUAAUUCGCUGACGCCAAUUCAUCAGUAUGACGCUUGUCGUGCUUUAUCCCUUUAUCUUUUCGACCGAUUGCAAGACAGCCAGUAUCCAUAUCCAUCCCGAAUGGCUUGUCUACAAGCCGGUUUGAAUGCCCUGUCCACAAAUCUACAGAAAUUUAUCAGUCCAGAAUAUAAAUUAAAUGCUUCGACUUCUCUAAUUGUCAUAGGCGAUAUUAUGGGACUUAUUGACAAAUUUAAGAGUACAAUCACUCGAUCUGCCGACUUGGUUGAAAGUGACGAGUGCAACGGUAACCUGAAGAAAUUUGGCAGAUUAGUAAUUCAAGAUGUCCUCACUCUUGAUUGCAAGGCUGUCAGCUCUGAAUGGGCAGCUCUCUCAGCUGGAAGCGAAGUUCAGCGUGGAUCGAGAGUUCAUUCACAAGGAAUAUGGCAGGCAGUCUUGGAUAUCUUUCGGCCUGGAAGUAUUGAGCUGGCGAAGUAUAUUUUACCUUCCACUAAUCUACUAGUCGGUAUUGACGAAUUACGUCCUCAGCAUAAGAAGCGCCCAGAAACUAUGCCUACGAACCAUGUACAGUUUAACAAAGACUUCCACGAACUUAUGGACAACAUUGCCCGUAUUUUUGAACGUUUGAGCGACUUUUCUGCCGACGAUCUCAACCAACUAUCUAGAGAUCCUUUAACGGCUAGGCCAUUGUUUGCUGCCUUAGUCUCAAUGGAUCAGGGUGUGUAUGAGGCCGCAGUGGAGCUCAUCAAAACAAUGACCGGACAAGAUGAUCGUCAAGAUGCACUUAGAAGUCUACUCGAGACCGCGUUCAGCCCCCUUCUCGGAUCACUAAACGCUGCUGUCAUAAAAGUUUCAAAUGCAAAAACAUUUGGCUCCACACCACGUCUCGUUAAAAUUGGCCGCGAGCUUCUCCAAGGAUUGUGUGGAAGUACUGGACUUCUUCGUGCGCGGAAUGAAUUCUCAAGUGGGGAACGACAUGCUAUUAUGGCCUGGUGGACAAGUCAAUGGAGAGCGCUGGAUGUCAUUUUCUCUUGCACGGAAGAGUGGGGCGAGAAGGUUAUUAAGCCUACAUCUGAAAUGACUGAUUUUCUUCGUGAUUGCAUGGAAUAUGCCGAGGCUUUAUUCAACGAGUACAAUAUAUUCGCCUCCGCAAUGCGAGUGCAAAGUACACCUUCCGAAAAGCUAGCUAAAGAUUUGGAAGUACAUUCAAAGGAUUCACUCACUCGGAUUUUAAAUAUUAUUUGUCAGAACAUUAAUGGUUUUGUGGGAAUGCUGAGGCUUAGAGACUAUUAUUUGAUUAGUGUUGCUGUAAAAUUACUAGUUAAAUUACUUCGCUGUCUCGGUGAGUUUGAGCUAGAAGUGCAUGAUUUUGCGUCUACUUUUAUCAAGGACGCCUGUAAAGAAGAAAAUCGGCCUGGUUAUCGAAAAACAAAUCUGAGCAAUCAACAAAAGGCUGAAUUGCGACGAGCCCUCGACGAGCAUCAAGGUAUCGAGAUCGUCGAAGGACCGAAAACGAGCUUGAAGAAACAACCAACUCUCGAUGCAUGGUCAAAGUUAGCCGAGGGAAAACUACAUGAACCAACUUUACCAGUAAAAUGUCAUACUGACUUUCCCAAGACUGAUAUACAUAAAAAUCGAAGCUCUUUAGCGGAAAUGCGAGCUCGAACGACGGCCGCCUCCAGAGAAGCAAAAUCUAAAAAGGGUGUAGAAAGUUUUAAGGAGCGUCGACGCCAAGCUGAAGAAGAAACUAGACGAAAUAAAGCAGAAGCAAUUGCUCGCGCGAAGGCACUCCGUGCUCCUACUGGUCUACGUAGUGAAGGCUCAGGUAUUAACGACAUCAGUGGUGUUACAGGGAAAGACCACGCGCCAAAGCGUAGUGAGCUUCUAUUUGGAUCAUCUGAAUCAGAGUCUAAUGAGGAUGAAGACGAAACUAACGCCCUUUUAAAAUCACAAAAAGCUCGCAAUCAGAAAGUUUCGGAGUAUGAAGCAAGUCGGCGGCAAAACUUCUUACAGCCCCAAGGCCCGGUCAAAAAAAUAAAGAUUCAGAGGUCUGCCAAGGAUUUGCGUGCUCGUGUCGAGCCAAACAUGGAUAAUCUGUACAUUGAAAUACUAAAUUGGGAUCUUUUCCACUCUGGAGAUGAGCCACCUAGCCACAAUAUUUGUCGAAAAAUUGACCACAGAUAUGUUGAUCUCCAGCUCUAUAAGUCAACAUUCGGCCCUUUACUCAUUUCGGAAGUGUGGCGGUCACUUGUAACAGCAAGAGAAGAAAAUAAUUUUAAGCACAUCGAGAUCAAAAUUCUAAAUCGGCUUUCUGUAGAUAAGUUUAUCGAGGUUAGCACAAAUAUGCCCAUUUCGUCCAACAAGGAUAUCAAGAUAUCUGAACGAGAUAUAGUCUUACUAUCCCGAAGUUCAGAUCCUAUGAACAACCAAAACGAGCCUCAUUGUCUUGCUAGAGUAGAUCGAACGAACCGGAAACGAGAUGUAAUAGAAAUAACCUAUCGUGUAAGUAGAGAUAUUCAACAACCCUUACUUCAAUGUUUGGUUCCAAAUGGAAAGCUAUAUGCUCUUAAGAUCGCAGACAUGACUACAACUCAACGAGAAUAUGCAGCUCUCAGUAGCUUGGAGUACUAUGAUUUGUGUAACGAGAUACUAGAAGCCAAGCCAUCCCCGCACCAGAAUUACUCUGAAGAAAAAAUCAACUCUACUGUAGCUAAAUAUCAGUUAAACAAAGGUCAAGCGAAGGCGAUUCUAUCAGCUAACGAUAACGAUGGAUUCACUUUAAUUCAAGGACCACCCGGAUCGGGGAAAACAAAGACAAUUGUAGCAAUGGUAGGGUCUUUACUUACUCAAACUUUACAGCAGCAAGCGAAUGAGUUGAAAAGGAUAAAAUCGGCCGUCCAAGGCCAAAAGCAGCCUACUCCACUUAAAAAGAAACUCCUUAUUUGCGCCCCAAGUAAUGCCGCCGUUGAUGAAUUGGUACUUCGACUGAUGGACGGUGUUCAGCCAUGGGAUGGUCCUCGACAAAAGAUAAAUGUAAUCCGUAUUGGUCGUAGUGAGGCUAUUAAUGCUAGCGUUAAAGAUGUGAUGUUAGAUGAGCUUGUAAGAAAAAAGCUUGAAGGGGAUAAUGGUGAAAAGAACAAGCUUAUCAAGGAUAGAGAAAAACUCUACAAGGAUGCUGCAGCAGUGAAAGAGCGCCUUAAUGAAAUUCGGCCUCUGAUGGAUGAUGCUCGUAAGAAUGGUGAUACCACCCAAGAGCUCAAUUUCCAGCGCCAAUUUGAUCAAUUAAAGCGCAGCCAGGCAUCCAUAGGAGCAAAAAUUGACGAAGACAAAGCCAGCGGUAACACAGUAUCUCGCCAAGAUGAGAUCAAUCGACGCCGAUUUCAGCAAGAAAUUAUUGACAGUGCUCAUGUUUUAUGUUCUACAUUGAGUGGUAGUGGCCAUGACAUGUUUCGAAACCUGAAUGUUGAAUUUGAAACAGUGGUAAUCGAUGAAGCUGCCCAGUGCAUUGAGCUAAGCGCAUUAAUUCCUCUCAAGUACGGCUGUUCGAAAUGUAUACUUGUCGGUGAUCCCGAGCAGCUUCCACCAACUGUGCUAUCAAGAUCAGCGGCUAGUUAUGGAUACGAGCAGAGUCUAUUUGUUAGAAUGCAGCGAAAUUUUCCUAAAGAUGUACAUUUACUCGACACUCAGUACCGCAUGCAUCCCGAAAUAAGUAUCUAUCCGAGUCGAGAGUUUUAUGGUGGUAGACUUAUCGACGGCGAGAAUAUGGCGAGAUUGCGGGACCAGCCUUGGCAUGCCAGUACCAUACUUGGUCCUUAUCGUUUCUUCGACGUCAAAGGUUCACAAACAAAGGAAGCUCGUGGGCACUCAUUAAUAAAUAUACCGGAAUUAAAUGCAGCCAUUGCCUUAUACGAGCGCCUCAAGGCUGAUUUCCAGCACUACGAUUUUACUGGUAAAAUCGGUAUUAUCACGACGUACAAGGCUCAAUUAGUUGAACUUCGGUCAAGAUUUGAACGUCAGUUUGGCGAUACAAUCUUUAAUGAGAUUGAAUUUAAUACAACAGAUGCCUUUCAAGGACGAGAACGUGAUAUAAUAAUCUUUUCGUGUGUUCGAGCUAAAGCCUCUGGUGGUAUAGGCUUUCUUGGGGAUAUCAGACGUAUGAAUGUAGGCCUUACUCGAGCAAAAUCAUCUCUCUGGGUCCUCGGUGAUUCGUCAGCCCUUCAGCAAGGAGAAUACUGGAGCAGGCUUAUACAGGAUUCAAAGAAGCGUGGCUUAUACUCGGGCGGAGAUGUAAUGAAUCUACUUAGACGCCGUACUACUCACGAUAGACAAAGUCUCCGCGAGGCCCAGACAAAACCAUCAGCUCCUAUUCAAUCAGUCCAGGAGCAGUCAAAUCGGGAAAUAUUUGAUCAAGUAUCACUACCCCAUAUUAAGGAAAAUGAAAAUCCCAAUAAUACAUUUGAAGCGCCACAGCAAGUCAACACGAACACGCUUUCGACACCUGGACGCAAUGAAAGGCUUUCUACUUCACUGAUUUCCGUCUCUCAACCCGCUCAUCCCCUGAUAGCUCGCGAAAAGAACCACCUUGCGGACUCAAACGGACGAAACAUGUCGGUAACAAUGCCAACACCAACCUCUAUUGAUUUGAAGCUCAAAAAACGACCCUGUGAGUUCGGUAACGAAGGCCUGGCCAAAAAGGCAAACAAAAAGCCGUCGGAGUUGGAAAUUGCACUCGCUGCACAAGAAGCGGCCAUGGCUGCCGCCCCACCCCGGCCCGUUCGGCCUCCUGGCGUACCGCCGCCUCGAAGGAGAGCACCAGCUGACCCAUUUAUCAAAAAGAAACGACCCCCUAUAAAAAGGUAA
Molecule: messenger RNA, 6042 nt
Organism: Blumeria graminis f. sp. triticale
Lineage: Eukaryota; Fungi; Ascomycota; Leotiomycetes; Helotiales; Erysiphaceae
Source: the annotation of a GenBank genome assembly